GUUAAAUUAUGCUUCAAUAUAUGUAAUGGCAGUCUACUCCUUAUACACGCCCCACAAUGCAUCCAUAAAGUGUCCAACGAACUCUAGCGUGAUUGCCCUCUGUACAUACCUUAGGUAGGUAUGUACGAACUCACUGCACCACGCACGGUGACUGAAUCCAUAACAUUCAAAAUACACAAUCUCCGUCGCGUUCGGACACAAAAAGGGGCGUGGCCCUAGUGCGGGGCUCUUUACCUCCCUUUAUCUCCAUAGUCCGAAGCCGAAGCCUGAAAGCAUCGCGAGUCAAGGGAGGCCAUUGCCAAGAGAACACGAUAUAUAAAGGCCGUGUAACAAGUCUUUGAUAUCUAGAAGAUAAGACUACCACUAUCAGUCUAUAAUAUAAAUUUCGAGAUCUCCAAAGUCCUUGUUACAACUUACAAUGGCCCCGCUCUACAAGAAAACCCUCAUCAUCGGCGCCACGUCCGGCAUUGGCGAGGCCCUCGCCGCGAAACUGCACGCCGAGGGCACUUCUGUAAUUGUGACGGGCCGCCGCCAGGACCGUCUCGACGCGUUCGUUGCGAAGCACCCCGGGUCCAGCGGUGUCGUGGUCGACAUUACCAAGUUCGACGACAUCCCGUCCUUCGUCACCUCCGUCACGCAGCAGCACCCUGAUAUCGACAGCGUGGUGCUCAACGCCGGCAUCCAACGACCUUUCAACUUCGCCAAGCCCGAGACCGUAGACUUGUCUACCUUCGCUGAGGAGUUCAACACUAACUACGUGUCAUUCGUGCACCUGGUUAAGGCCUUCCUGCCGCACUUACAGCGCGUGUCCAAGGAUACCGAGGCACACUUGGUAUUUAUAAACGCCUCGCUGGCGCUUGUACCGACGUUAACUCGUACACCUGGGUAUAACGCCAGUAAGGCAGCACUUCACUCCUUCAUCGUGAAUGUGCGGCAGCAAAUCAAAGACGCCGGUUAUAACAUCCGCCUUGUCGAAGUGUUCCCUCCCGCGGUGCAGACAGAGAUCCAUGACACGAAGCACCAACCGGACAUGAUAAACGGCCACGAGAUAGGCAUGCCCCUUGGCCCUUACACCGAGCGGAUGUACGAGGGCCUGCAGAAGGGCGAUGAGCAGUUCGCUAUCGGACACGCAGAGGAGUGGCUUAAUGAGGGCGGUUUCGAGGCUACGCGGGCGAAGCUAUUCGAGCAAGGUCAUGCCACCAUCAAGGGGGCCCUGGCGAAGUAUGUGAAGAGCACAUAGUAGGUAGUAUUCUACUUCUACCUAUACGUUACAUAGUCUAUAAACUCAAAAUAACA
This is a messenger RNA of Daldinia loculata, 1296 nucleotides long. RefSeq names its product putative short-chain dehydrogenase/oxidoreductase. The record is from RefSeq and is a predicted model, not a curated record. The transcript is spliced from 4 exons. Bases 419 to 1240 code for a protein of 273 amino acids. Gene Ontology annotation, molecular function: oxidoreductase activity. NCBI's taxonomy places the organism in Eukaryota, Fungi, Ascomycota, Sordariomycetes, Xylariales, Hypoxylaceae.